GGUGGUGUCACUGAUUUGGUAAAAAGACAUUUAAUGGUGAUAGGUUAACUUUUAGGGUAUUGUAAAGGAAUCUAAGAAGAAAAUGGCGACUCCAGUUUAUGUCGAAGAAGAACUUGGCCGAAAAUGGGAUAGAUGUCUAUCUGAUGCUGCACUUAAAUUUGGUGGAGGAAUAGUUCUAGGAUCAAUAUUUUCUAUUUUAUUUUUUAAAAAAAGAAGGUGGCCAGUUCUUAUGGGAGGUGGUUUUGGUGUAGGAAUGGCUUAUUCAAACUGUGAAAAGGAUUUAAAUGCCACACUUAACUAUAAUAUUAGCCCAAACAAAAACUGUUAGUAAUAUUUAAUUAUAGCUUUUUCUAGUGCUUAUGGGAAGAAUUUUUUUGUUGUACAUAAAUUAAAAAAUAAUAGCAGUAAAAUAAAUAAAACAGUAUGU
Brassicogethes aeneus is the source of this 427-nucleotide messenger RNA. The record is from the annotation of a GenBank genome assembly. Lineage: Eukaryota; Metazoa; Arthropoda; Insecta; Coleoptera; Nitidulidae.